This is a messenger RNA of Aspergillus uvarum CBS 121591, 1315 nucleotides long. RefSeq names its product threonine aldolase GLY1. Gene Ontology annotation, cellular component: cytosol. Bases 141 to 1289 code for a protein of 382 amino acids. The record is from RefSeq and is a predicted model, not a curated record. Gene Ontology annotation, biological process: L-threonine catabolic process; glycine biosynthetic process. NCBI's taxonomy places the organism in Eukaryota, Fungi, Ascomycota, Eurotiomycetes, Eurotiales, Aspergillaceae. The transcript is spliced from 3 exons. Gene Ontology annotation, molecular function: L-allo-threonine aldolase activity.
CUCUGUUUAUUUUCUGCCGUUUGCUCUGAGUACUCAUAUAAGUCUUAAUGAGCUACCUCACCCGCCUUUCUCUCCGGAAUCCAUCCGUCCAGAGAUCCUUGGUUUCUAUCUCACGAAUCGCAUAUCCGCCUCGAUUCGCCAUGGCCAGCACAUCAACGGUCUCGCAUAGCAGUGGGAGCAGGCCCAGCACGUGGCAGGGUGCUGGCGCCGCUGAGUUUGAUCUCAGAAGCGAUACCAUGACCAAACCUACUCCUUCAAUGCUGGAAGCUAUCUGCCAGACCACCCUUCUCGACGACGUCUUCGGUGAGGAUCCGGUAACAAAUGACCUGGAAGCAUACGUGGCAGAGCGGACGCAGCAUGAAAGUGCUUUGCUGGUGAUGUCCGGUACCAUGGGCAAUCAGGUUGCUAUCCGCACCCAUCUCAAGGAGCCACCCUACUCAGUGCUGUGUGAUCACCGUGCACAUAUCUUCUGCUACGAGGCAGGCGGUGUCAGCUCUUGGACCGGUGCGACCGUCCUUCCGGUCAUUCCCAAAAAUGGCACCUAUCUUACUCUGGAGGACAUCCAGAAGCACGCCGUUCUCAGUGACAAUAUCCACUAUUGUCCCACGAAGUUAAUCAGUCUCGAGAACACUCUGGAUGGGAGGGUCAUGCCGCUUGCAGAAGCCCGAAGAAUCACUGAUUGGGCACAUCACAACGGCAUCAAGGUGCACCUCGAUGGUGCGAGACUAUGGGAAGCAGUAGUGUCUGGAGCAGGUAGCUUGCCAGAGUACACCACUCUGUUUGAUAGCGUGAGCCUGUGUUUCUCCAAGGGCUUAGGUGCUCCUAUCGGCAGUAUCGUUGUAGGGUCCGCAGAUUUCAUCAAGAAAGCUCGGUGGUUUCGGAAGACCAUUGGGGGUGGGGUGCGUCAGGCGGGAGUGCUGGCUGCGGCCGCCCGCGUCGCUAUUGAAGAGACCUUUGGGCCUGACCCUCAUGGCAAACAAGGAAAGCUUCUGGAGACCCAUCAAAACGCAAAGAAGGUUGCUCAACUUUGGACUGGCCUGGGUGGCAAGCUCGCUCACCCAGUGGAGACCAACAUGGUCUGGCUGGACCUCGAGGCAUCUGGACUAGGGCCCAACGACGUUUCGACCAUCGCCCAGGAGAAGGGCUUGAAAAUGCUGGGGAAUCGGAUUGUUAUUCACUACCAGGUAUCCACGGAGGCUAUCGCUCGGCUGGAACAAGUCUUCAACACGGCCCUGAGUGGGAAGUAUCAACGUAGUACUGAUCAGAGUAAGCCAUACGGCACACGAUAAAUAAGAACAAAUACUUAGUAUACUAG